AUGUAUCUUCAAACUUCUUCAUAUCAGAUACUUUCGAUGAUUGGUUAAGGAUCAGCACAUUAAGUGUUUAAAGCAAAAAAUAAUCUCACUUAAAAGGUAUUUGCACUUAAAAUGGAAAAAUACCCAAUGUAAGGUCAAAUAGAAGGCGAGAUUAAAAUCCUUAAAGAAUUAAAUAAGAUAGAAGGAAUUCCACAUUUGAUAGAACAUGGAAAGACUGCAGACAAUAAGUAUAAGUUAUUUAAUCAAUUUAGAGGAUUUCUUAUAAUGCCAUAACUAAAUUGUAGCUUACGGGAUUUAGUUAAAUCUUAACAAUUGUCUUUAUCUUCUAUAUUGGCUAUAGGAUUAAGUAUCAUUAAAACAUUAGAAUAAGUGCAUUUAAAAAAAAUCUUACAUCUUGAUAUUAAACCAGAUAAUAUAAUGAUUUCAAAAACAAUAGCAAAAAAUUCAAAGGAAUAAUUACUAAAGCCUGGAAUCAUCUAACUUAUUGAUUUUGGUCUAUCUCAAACUAUAGGUAAUUCUAAAUUCUUACAAAAUGUAUUUGUUGGUUCUUUAAAUUUUGCAAGCAGAGCAUCACAUAGAGGAGAGUAAUUAGGUUAUAAAGAUGAUUUAGAAAGCUUAUUUUAUGUUUUAGUCUAUAUGAGAAAUGGUAUUUAAGAUUAAUAACUUUAGGCAAAUUACCAUGGAGUUAAAAAGCUUCAAUGAAAUCUAAGGAUCUGGACAUCCAAUAAAUUGGAGACAUGAAGACUUCCCUCUUUAAUACAAUGACAUUAUCCAAGAAAUUUCCUUUAGAAUUUUCGAAAUUAAUGUCCUUAAUUGAUGAUCUAAAACAUGAUGAAAUGCCAGAAUACUCUUAAAUUAAGGGGUUAUUUAUUAAAAUGUUAUAAACAACCUCUCUAUCUUAAAUGAUGGACUAAUUCUUGAUUUAUUCACCUAACUAAUCUUAUAAUCAACUGGGAAAUUCGGAGACUAUUCAAAUUCCAGUUGAAAAACAAAAUUUUAAUAAUAAUUCCAUUGAGACGUAAAUUUAAGAAGAUGUAAUAGAUAUUGAAGCUAAAGUCUAACAUUUAUCUAAUUUCAUUGGAAAAUAUACUACUAUUUAAAUAAAAUCAAUUGUAGACAUAAAAUAUUGA
Molecule: messenger RNA, 1130 nt
Organism: Paramecium pentaurelia
Lineage: Eukaryota; Ciliophora; Oligohymenophorea; Peniculida; Parameciidae
Source: the annotation of a GenBank genome assembly